Messenger RNA from Colletotrichum destructivum, 795 nucleotides. RefSeq names its product Putative oryzine biosynthesis cluster protein J/Cupin-domain-containing oxidoreductase virC. The record is from RefSeq and is a predicted model, not a curated record. The transcript has a single exon. Lineage: Eukaryota; Fungi; Ascomycota; Sordariomycetes; Glomerellales; Glomerellaceae. The coding region runs from base 1 to 795 and encodes 264 amino acids.
AUGGCCGUCGACGAGCUUGUCAACCCGGCCUCCGGCUCCGUCCGCACAUCACACCCCGUCCAAGGGCUCCCCCGCGUCGUGCGCCACAUCACCGGCCACAACGCCGAGGGCAAGUCCAUCUUCCUGUCCACCGACGUGGGCGACCACCACCGCGACCUGGGCGACAAGUCGGCCAUCUCCAACAUUGUCUACUCGACCAACCAGGUCCCCGUGGAGCUCAACGGCGAUGUGGACGUCAAGUACGCCCGCGAAAACGAAGUAAGUUUUUGUUUGCCCUCUCCAACGAGCAAAGCAUCUUUGUCAAGCACCACCAUCCCUCCUAACCAUCCCCCCGAACAGCCCGGCAUCACCGUCAAGGGCGGCUCCGUCUGCCGCAUGAUCGACUUCGGCCCCGGCGCCGUCUCGCCCAUGCACCGCGUCAACAGCAUCGACUACGCCAUCGUGCUCGAGGGCGUCUUCAAGAUGAUUCUCGACUCGGGCGAGGAGCGCAUCAUGCAGCGCGGCGACAUCGCGAUCCAGCGCGCCACCGCCCACCGCUGGAUCAACGUCACCGGCAACGGCCUGCUGGCCGCCCGCAUGCUCUUCGUCCUGCUCGAUGUCAACGACGUCCACGUCGCCGGCGACAAGGUCGAGGGCUACCUCGGCGAGCUGGGCAAGGACUACGCCGGGCUCCCCGGCCACGAGAAGGCCGAGAACGACAAGGUCGAGGUCCAGAUCUCUGAGAAGCAGCCCGUCGUGCCUGUGGCCGUUGAGGUGAAUGGGACUUCUGGUGAUUACUACGAUAGCGAAUUCUAG